Molecule: messenger RNA, 1041 nt
Organism: Lobosporangium transversale
Lineage: Eukaryota; Fungi; Mortierellomycota; Mortierellomycetes; Mortierellales; Mortierellaceae
Product: UDP-galactose transporter
Exons: 6
Coding region: 1-1041 (346 amino acids)
Cellular component (GO): Golgi apparatus; membrane
Molecular function (GO): GDP-mannose transmembrane transporter activity; antiporter activity
Source: RefSeq, a predicted model, not a curated record
AUGACAGGAACACCUCCCCAAAGUAUAAUUGCCAACUCGGCAACGCUGAGUAUCUUAGCAUAUUGCUCGUCCAGCAUCAUCAUGACAGUUACCAACAAGACUGUCCUUUCUCAAUUCAACUUCAAUAUGAAUUUUUUCCUGCUUGCAAUUCAGGCGUUUUCUGCUGUGGUUAUGCUCUUGAUCUUCAAGAGAUUGGACCUGAUUACCUAUCGAAAGUUUGAUACUAAUGAGGCCAAAAAGUGGUUUCCUAUCUCUUUUGGGCUUGUGUGUAUGAUCUAUACAGGUAGUAAGAGUCUCCAGUACCUCCGAAUCACAGUUUAUACCUUGUUCAAGAACCUGACAAUUAUCCUCAUUGCCUACGGUGAGGUUCUUUGGUUCGGGAGCAAAGUUACUCCGUUGAUGCUGUUGAGUUUUGUAUUUAUAGUCCUUUCCUCAGUCAUUGCAGGCUGGUCUGACAUAAGCUCGUUUGUGCCUCAGAAUCCUUCAGAUCUCAUGGAGUUAAACGCGGGAUAUGCAUGGAUGGCACUGAACUGUUUCUCGUCUGCUGGCUAUGUGCUCUAUAUGCGCAAAAGAAUUAAGUACUUUGAUUUUAAAGACUUUGACACGGUGUAUUAUAACAAUUUAUUAAGCAUGCCAAUAAUGCUGCUUCUCAGUUUUUGUCUCGAAGGCUGGACAUCAGGCGAAUUCGAGAGAACAUUCAAUCCAGAAGUGCGAUCAGCCCUCAUGUCCGCUAUUUUACUUUCAGGUCUUUCAUCUUUCCUCAUUUCAUAUGGUAGUGCGUGGUGUGUCCGAUGCACAUCCUCCACCACAUAUUCUAUGGUGGGCGCACUUAAUAAGCUGCCUGUCGCAGCCAGUGGGAUCCUAUUCUUAGGCGAUCCAGCUACAUCUGGAAACGUCUUUGGCAUCUUCUUCGGUUUUAUUGCAGGACUUUUGUACAGGAUAGUCGAAGUAGCAGAGCUUAAGGCGCCUGCAGCCAUUUCAAUUAAGCCAGCAGGCCUUCCUCUCUAUAAAAGCAAUCCUGAUGGCAAGAUUGCUGAUUAG